Molecule: messenger RNA, 1529 nt
Organism: Anopheles stephensi (Asian malaria mosquito)
Lineage: Eukaryota; Metazoa; Arthropoda; Insecta; Diptera; Culicidae
Product: protein flightless-1-like
Exons: 2
Coding region: 388-1503 (371 amino acids)
Molecular function (GO): protein binding
Source: RefSeq, a predicted model, not a curated record
ACCGCAUUGCGCUGAUUAGCUUCCGCGAGGAGAAAUAUCCCACCCGGCUCAGGAGAUUGAUAUUGAGCAAGAAUAAAAUAGAAUGUGGGCAGCCGACCGACAUGCCAUUUUGUGCACUGGACAUCGAGUUCCACCCGAGUCAAGCGCAGAGUUGCUGGGCGCGAAAUGAUAAUACGCUUCAAAAGCAACUAGUAAUUGACACCUAGAGACCAAAUAAUGGAGUAAUGGAACAGAAAUGACAAGCUUUGAGGCGUCAGGUUUGUCCGCUAAAUCAGUUAUUAGAAAUUAUAUUCACAUUACUUCAAAAUAGAGGUUCUCGGACAUUCACGGAGCAAUCGCAACAAAAAAGGCAUUAUAUGAGGGAGUUCUGCAAACAUUGGCGCAACAAUGAAGUUCCAGUGGGCCUGUGAAGACACCGCUGAGUACAUCUGUAUCAUCACACACUUCAAUGGAAAGCCAGCGAACCUUAGUGCAUCAGACACCGCAUCAAGCGACCUGACGGGGAUACAGUUUAGACAUCUCGACAUCGCAACGGUCGAUAGCACUAUCAUCAAGCACUUUCCAGCCUCCGUAGAGUCUUUACUAAUCACCGACUCAAGCACGUUGCAGAGGAUCGCUUUACCAGCCAACUGCACGCUUCAACGGCUGGUCGUCAUGAAAACGCUGCUCAGUUCGCUGGAGUUCCAGCCCAACGAUGCCCUCCAUGUGCUGACGAUCGUAGCGAGCAAGCUGCAGCAGAUACCGGCCUCGAUAUAUCAUCUGCAAAACCUGGCAGUUAUCAAGCUACAGCAAUCCUUCAUCCAGCACUUGGACCUGGACUUGCUGGACUGGUUACGACAGAUGGAGACGAUAGUGCUUUCGCAUAACAAGAUCCGAACCAUCACGAGCACACUAGCCGGGAGUGAGCGGCGAAAGCUGCGCUUGCUGAAUCUCAACAACAAUCAGCUUAGAAUCAUUAAUCUCGAGGUACUUGCGCCUCUGGCGUGGUUCGAGCAUGUCGAUCUGUCGCACAACAAAAUAGAGCUGCUCGUGGGUCGAUACGAUGGUGAGAUUCUCUCCAGCCUUCUGCUCUCGCACAAUCGUCUAAAAACGCUGGACUUUUGCCAGUGGAAACCGAUUCCAACCUUCCGACUGCUAUCGCUCGAAUCGAAUGAGCUUUCCCGGGUCCCUAGCUGCAUGCAUCACAUGCCGAACCUUUCCUACAUCAGCAUCAGCCACAACAAGCUGACGAGCGUUAGUAUGGACGCGUUCGGUGAUAUGGACAAUCUAACGAGGCUGGAUUUGGCGGGCAAUCAAAUAUCGCUGAUCACAUUUCACGAGCAAAAGCAUCCGAAGGGAUUGGUGGAGCUGAUUUUGAAACAAAACAAGGUAGAGUGUAAUACCUACCCGCGCGAAAUACCCUUCUGUCCGCUGGACAUUGAGUUUCUCCCUAGCUCGCCCGACAGCGCUUGGCAACGGAACGAUAAUGCCUUGCAAAGGCAGCUAAUGAUCACUACGGGAUGAAAUAAAAUGUACGAUUGCAGCAAACA